This is a messenger RNA of Petromyzon marinus (sea lamprey), 7134 nucleotides long. Its product is annotated as regulating synaptic membrane exocytosis protein 2-like. Gene Ontology annotation, molecular function: transmembrane transporter binding; small GTPase binding. The record is from RefSeq and is a predicted model, not a curated record. Gene Ontology annotation, biological process: positive regulation of synaptic transmission; regulation of synaptic plasticity; calcium ion-regulated exocytosis of neurotransmitter. NCBI's taxonomy places the organism in Eukaryota, Metazoa, Chordata, Hyperoartia, Petromyzontiformes, Petromyzontidae. Gene Ontology annotation, cellular component: cytoskeleton of presynaptic active zone; presynaptic membrane.
CACCCACCACCUCUUGUGCCGUGUCGGUAUUAACAGCACUUCCCCCAAGAGCAUGUUCAAUGCUAUAUACUCUGGGUCCUUGCCUCUGCUCUUAUUCCGUGUGAGCUGUGCUUAUCCUGCUUUGCACGAGCGCAGGAGCUGCUGUGUGCGCUGUGUGUGAGUCGGUGGAGGCGCUGUUUGGCUGUGAGUGCUGCGAGGGGUCGGUGUGUGAGUCGGUGGAGGCGCUGUUUGGCUGCGAGUGCUGUGUGUGCUGUUUGGAGCUCUGUGUUGGAUCUGUAUCAGUGGAGGCGCUGUCUACCAGAGGGCCGCUCUCGGCGGCUUUGCUCGAUGGCGCGGCAGGCCUCCCGUCCCGGGGAAACCCCGGCUCGGCCGGGCCGCCACUGCGGCGGCGCCCGGGGCCGCGCCGGGAUCGCGUCCUGAGAGGUGGGGGUGGAGGCGGCGGCGGCGGCGCGGAUAUGGAGCCUCCGCUUGGGCCCGCGGGGCCGCAACGCCCUCCCGGGGUCCCGGACCUCAGCCAUCUCACGGAGGAGGAGCGCAACAUCAUCAUGGCCGUGGUUGCGCGACAGCGAGACGAGGAGGAGAAGGAGCAACAAAUGCUGAGGAAGCUGCACCACCAGUUUGCGGCCUACAAGGAGUACAAGGACGAGAUCAAGAAGCUUGGCGGGGAAUCCUAUCGGGAGGGAGAAGCUCGCGGAGCCGCAGCGGCGACUGUGGACGGAUCAGAGGGGGCCCCUGCGAAGGGGGGGGGCCCUGGCGACGGAGAGGAGGCGGAGACCCGGCGUGAGACUCCCACCUGCGGGAUUUGCCACAAAACCAAGUUUGCCGACGGAUGCGGCCACUGCUGCUCGUACUGCCAGACGCUGUUCUGCGCACGGUGCGGGGGCCGUGUGGCGCUGCGCUCCAGCAAGGAGGACAAAGUGGUGAUCUGGGUUUGCAACCUUUGCCGCAAGCAGCAGGAGCUCCUCACCAAAUCAGGCGCCUGGUUCUUUGGGCCGGUGGCCGGCCCCAGCGAAGGGCUGGGUGUGGAAGAGCAGAGCGACCCUGGGGCGGCGCUCGGACGUGAGCGCAAGGUCCGGGGUGGCCGCGGCGGAAAUCACGAGGCGGACGGAGGGGAAACUGCCUCACGGGGUAGGCGGAGCCGCGACGGGAAGACGCAGCUGGCGCCGCCCGGACAGGCACGGGGGAACGGCAGGAAGGGAUGUCGCUCCCCGCCCCGCAGCACCACGGACAGCGGCUUCACCCAGCCAGAGCUACCGGCCGUCCAUGGCUCGCUGGUCAUGAAUAACCACAGGAGUCGAGGCCUGGCCGUCCCAUCGGAGUGCCCAGAGGGGGUCACUGGCCGGCGGCCUCCCGGAGCGAUGGGACGUGGAAUGGAUGGCUGCCUGCGGACGGGAGGGGGCGACAGGCCUCCCAAUGCCACCGAGCCACGGCUGCCAUACCGCUAUGCCAGCGAGGCAGCGUGCGGGCCGCUCCGAGGUGGCCGCACCGAUGAUGCCGAGAUGCAGGCCCGUUACCGCAGCGACCCCAAUCUGGCACGCUACCCGGUGAAGCCGCAACCAUACGAGCGGCAGAUGCGCAUCCAUGCAGAGGCCUCUCGUGCUCGGCAUGAGCGGCGGCACAGCGACGUGGCGCUGCCGGUGACUGAGGCGGACGAGACGGCGUACCCAGGGCCUGUCACCAGCCGCGCCGACCGCCCACGGCACCGGCGGGCCCUCGUGCCGCCCGCCGAACCCGGGGUACCGGACGCCCCCCGCCUAUCCCGGGGCAUCCGGCGCGGCCCCGUGUCCCCGGGCUGGUGCCCGGACGCCCGCGGGCACGGUGCCCACGGACCCUACCGACGCCGGGAUGUUACGGACGGCACUGCGGUGGCGUGGAAUGACUCACUGGGCUCGGAUCAGUUGGAUGGCCUGCGGUGCAUGCAGCAGCAGCAGCAGCAGCAGCAGCAGAAAGUACUCAAGGUGAAGAAAUCUCGGCACCGCUCUACCAGCAGUACCGAAGAGUCGACGCCAGAGUACAGCAGCUGCCCCGACGAGGAGGAGGGCGAGAGUGAGGGCGCCGGCGACAUGGCGGCCGGAGACCGGGACCCAUACAAGCGCGACGUGGCUCGCACGUACCCAAGUGGAGACCCCUCCCUCCUGGCGACGCCCGUCACGUGGCAGCCGUCGCGCGAGGGCGACCGCCUCAUCGGGCGCAUCGUGCUCAACAAGCGCCUUAAGGAUGGCUCCGUGCCUCGCGACUCUGGCGCCGUGCUGGGCCUCAAGGUGGUGGGAGGGAAGAUGACGGAGCCGGGGAAGCUGUGUGCGUUCAUCACCAAGGUGAAACGUGGCAGUCUCGCAGACAUCAUGGGGAGGCUGCAGGCAGGCGAUGAGGUGCUGGAGUGGAACGGGCGGCUCUUGCGGGGAGCCUCAUUCGAGGAGGUCUACAAUAUCAUCCUGCAAUCCAAGCCGUCUCCACAGGUGGAACUGCUGGUAGCACGACCACUCAGAGACGCUUCGAAGAUCCCCGAGGUCACCCAGGUGCAGCUCGAGUCCAGCUCCAGCUCUUUCGAGUCGAGCAAGAUGGAUCAGCUCUCCACCUCCGUUACGUCUCUCACCAGCUCGGGUCUGCUCAGGGAUGCCCCGCAGAUCUUGCCAGGACGUCUGUCUCCUCGAGUCGUGGGCAGGCGGUGGCUCGGGCCGCAGCUGCAGGUAAAGCUGUGGUACGACAAACCGGGUGAGCAGCUCAUCGUCACGGUGCUGGGGGCAGCCGACCUCCCGGCUCGCGAUGAUGGGCGACCACGCAAUCCUUACGUCAAGCUCUACUUUCUACCCGACCGCAGCGACAAGAGCAAGCGGCGAACAAAGACGCUUCGCAAGACGCUGGAGCCGCACUGGGGCCAGACGUUCGUGUUUUGCCCCGUGCGCCGCAGCGAGUUCCGUGAGCGGAUGCUGGAGAUGACGCUGUGGGACCAGGCACGCAUCCACGACGAGGACAGCGACUUCCUGGGGGAGAUCCUGAUCGAGCUGGAGACGGCAUUGCUGGACGAUGAGCCGCACUGGUACAAGCUGCAGACGCACGACCUCUCCUCGCUGGCGCUGCCUGCCCAGUCACCGUACCUGCCACGGCGCCCGCAGGCCGACCGCCGACUUACGCGGUCUCCGCGGAUCGGUGAGAAGGAGGGGUCAGACUACGAGACGGACGAUGGCAUUGGAGCCGUGAGUCCAGUGACGCGCCACCGUAGCCGCGAAAGGCGUGGUGUGGCCCUGGUGGUGCCGGGGCCGCCCAGGCACCGGGGAGGGUCUCGCUCUCGCUCCGCGUCGCCGCACCACCCCGACAAACGCAGCCGCUCGCGCUCGCAGUCGCCGCAUCCCCACAGCACCAGUGGUGUGGACCAGGAAGGCUGUAGCCGACAUUCCCGGUCACCGCGACGACCACAGGAUGGGCCGGCGAGAGGAGAGUGCUGUAGAGGCCUUGCAGAGCAGUACUCUCCUGAACCCGACCGUCGCUUCACCACCUUGCCCAGGGCCAAGCCGGGCCACGGGGCAACCGCAUGGGGCGAGGGGGGGCACAGCAACGCAUUCAUCCCAGUGAUUCCAAUCUCCAGGGAGGACGCCAUCAGCCUCCUCCUGUCACACGAGCAGUCCGCCACACAGCACUGCAUGCAGCGCACACCGCACAGGCUGCACCAGGGCUAUGGGAGGAGUAUUUUGUCAAACUCUACGAGUCUCGUCAAUGGAAACCGGGAGAGCGCGGCAUCUCGGAUGAACCACCAGAGCAGCCCAAUGGCAGCUGCUCCGGGAAGCACUCCUACGCUAGGCCGCAGGGUCAGGCAGCUGCCCCAACUGCCCCCAAAAACAACAGAUGGUCGCGGCCUGGUUGCCAUGGUCGAGGCGGAGGAGCGUGGUCGGCCGAUGAAAAUGAAAAUUGGAGGCAAGUUCCUGCAGGCCGGGGCCCCGGGGCACUCAGGAUCCUUUACUGAUGGGGGCCCUGCAGGGGACCCUCACUACAGGCACCACGGCCCGAGAGACAAGAGGCUUGGUUCUGACAUCACAUCACGCAAGUCUUCGGACAGCGACGUGAGCGACGUGUCGGCCGCAUCGCAGACGUCGAGCCUGUCCCGCGUCAGCACCACCACCUACCUGUCGGUGCAAUCGGAGCGCCCGCGGGGCACCCGCAACAUCAGCAUGUUUAUGUCUAAAAUGCAAAGUCGGCAGGUUGGAGCGUCGGGCGGGCGCCGCAUGCCCAAGAGUUCGAGUGUGAGCGGCGAGAUGUACCGGGCGGAGCGCGCCGAUGGCAGCCAAUCUGACACGGGCCUUGGCACAGCCGCGGACACAGCCCCCAAGACGCGGCGCUCCUCCUUCGGCGCCAAGAUGGUGGCCAUCGUGGGGCUGUCACGGCGCAGCCGCAGCACAUCACAACUGUCUCAGACCGACGCGAGUGGGAAGAAGCUGCGCAGCGCCGUGCGACGCAGCACGGAGACAGGAAUGGCCAUCGAGAUGCGGAACUGGAUGACGCGGCAGGCGAGCCGAGGGUCAAAUGAUGACAGCAUGAACUCCUACAGUUCGGAGGGAAACCUGAUAUUCCCUGGCGUGCGACUUGACCACGACAGCCAGUUCAGCGACUUCCUGGAUGGGUUGGGGCCAGGGCAGCUGGUCGGGCGGCAGACCCUGGCCACCACACCCCUGGGCGACAUCCAGCUGACGAUGAUCAGCCGACGGGGGCAGCUGGAGGUGGAGGUGGUGAAAGCGCGAGGACUUAUCCCCAAGCCGGGUUGCAAGUCCAUUCCAGCCCCCUAUGUGAAGGUGUACCUGCUGGAGGGUGGAGUGUGCAUCGCUAAAAAGAAAACCAAGGUCGCCAGCAAGUCGCUGGAUCCCUCCUAUGGCCAGCAGCUACUGUUCGAUGAGGGUGCCCAGAACAAGGUCCUGCAGGUCAUUGUGUGGGGUGACUAUGGCCGUAUGGACCACAAGUCCUUCAUGGGGGUGGCCCAGAUCCUCCUCGAGGACGUUGACCUCAGUCGGAGUGUGACCGGCUGGUACAAGCUCUUUCCCACCUCCUCGCUGGUGGAUCCCACCUUCGCGCCACUCACCCGGCGUCCAUCGCAAUCCUCGCUGGAGAGCUCCACCGCACCCACGUUUGCAAGAUCAUAGCGAGGGGUACGGGGUCAGGGAACGUGAAACUCUGUGCUGGCUCCCCAGGCGGUGCUGGGCCCACUGGGCCCACCGCACCAUCUGUCGUAACCACAGCAACACACGGGUUGCAGGUGGGAGGACAUCAUGGUGGGGACAGGGGGUGGGCAACCCUAAGAUAUUGUCCUGCCUCUGGCGCUGGACACACCAGGGAGUGCACACAUGCAAACACAUACAUAUACGCAUCCCCUGAUGUGCAGCAAUCAUCCAAGUGGCAUUGCAGUUUGCCUGACGUCACAUUUCCGAGACUCCCUCACCCACUGUCCCUCCAGAAGUCCUCACACUGCAUUCUCUCCCCAGCCUCUCCUUUAUCCACACUGCCAGGCCUCACUGCCCACUGACUGCUCAUAUCACGAGGGCUCCCUGUCCCAGCAAGGGAAGUAACCCAUGUGAGAUGUAUCAUCAGUGUGUGCACCACGAGGCGAUAGACGGGGCAAUGCACUGCCUCUCCUAUCUGUGCGGGGCCAGUAUGCGUAUACUUGUAGUGGCACAUAGAUGGAGGUAUGUGUACACGCGUGGCACAGGGUGCGAUCUUGUCCGUGCUGGACGGCGUGCGGACUUAAUAUGCGGUGUGGAAAAAGAGAUGUAGGUGUUCGUGUUUGGUACUGGGAAAUGAGUGCCGGCAUAAUCCUCCUGCUUCUUUUAAGUUGGACAGAUUGUGGCCCGUCUCACCAAAUCAUUGAGUGUUGUAAAUGUGCGGUUGCACCAACUACACUUUCGAGUGAAGCCGUCUUGAUUGGAUACAGGGCCCCGUAGGUUGGGUGGGGGGGAGACCUAAGAGUGCUGUCUACUUGGGGUGGUAUGGGGGGGGGGGCGGUGCUGAAGUUGCUGCCCACUCAGGCUGCCCUGAAGACACUCCGAGCUCUGUGGCAGCUGAGCUGCUGUCUGUCGCAGCACGACGUGAACCGUGCCAGUUUUAUAUGACUGCGAUUGCAUUUAUUAUGAUUGCUGUCGUUAUACAUCCAUGUUGUGGAGCAUGAUUAUAAACAGCCACAUUUUAAGGGCUUUAAUCACCGUAGCGUUGCAUGUCCUUUUGAUGCAACCGUGUCUGUGAGUGACGCCGGCCGCGCUGUGUGGGGCAUCGGUGCACGUGCUGCCCUGGCGCGGGGCUCACUCCACGUAGUCGCUACAGAUGCCGUAUAAGAGAAACUAUUUUUUGCUUGAAUACUUGCAUGUACAUACGGUACUCGAUCCGCAACACUGAUGAGUGGUUCCGACUGUAGCAUUCCACGGAUGAGGCGCAGGCGGGAGAGCGCGCACCUCAUCCCUCUCAUCUCCACGAAACCAAACGCGCUGGGACUCGUGGCUAGGGGGUUUGCAGUCACCGUCUCUACCACCACCACCACUCCGUGGGGCUUGGGUCGUGGCGCUGCCGGUACAGGCAGACGCGUGGUCGCCCUCUGCGCCGGGCCGGAUGGAUGAUUGUCGUGGUGCAAAAGUUACGGUGUGGCUGAGCUGCUGGGUGAGGCUGCUGCUGAUGAUGCGGGCGAGUACCGGCUAUAGCAGGCAGUGUUGAUGGUUGCUACUGGUGGUACUGGCGAUGUUAGUUGGUGGCGCUGCUGGUGAGGUGGAGCAGAGAUGACAUGCGAAUGGCCGGGGUUCGGCAGCCGAGGACGACACGCGUCCUGUGGUGACGGGGCGCAGAUUAUGCAGACGUUAUCAUUGCCUUCUCUGGGUGUGGGUGCAAUACGGGGGGUGGGGCGUGCGGGUGGUGGCGCCUGGUGGCCCUUGUCUCAAUAGCCUCACUCUCGCGUAUCAAGACGGAGGCGCCCGCUUCUCGAGUGCAUACAUUUUUUAUAUUUGUGUUGAGAGCAGAACAGUAACAAAGAAGCCACGUGUUUGUAUAUAUUUAUUGGAGUGUUUGAUCAGAAUGUGAAUUUUAUCUCUUAAUUUUAAACGGCGUUACCAUGUCCCCAUGUACCCCGCCGUGUCCAUGGCUGGAAUAAAGACGACUCUCUUUUCUACACUU